Hypanus sabinus (Atlantic stingray) is the source of this 993-nucleotide messenger RNA. Its product is annotated as probable G-protein coupled receptor 139. Gene Ontology annotation, cellular component: membrane. Lineage: Eukaryota; Metazoa; Chordata; Chondrichthyes; Myliobatiformes; Dasyatidae. The record is from RefSeq and is a predicted model, not a curated record. The coding region runs from base 1 to 993 and encodes 330 amino acids. Gene Ontology annotation, biological process: G protein-coupled receptor signaling pathway. The transcript is spliced from 2 exons. Gene Ontology annotation, molecular function: G protein-coupled receptor activity.
AUGGAUGCAACAAUCCUGGGUCAUAUUAAAGCUGUUUACUACCCGAUUCUCGCUGUAUUUGGGAUUCCUGCUAAUUUACUGACCAUCGUGACUCUGACCCGGGGUAAGCGCGGUCUCUCCAAGUGUAUCUCCCGCUACCUACUUGCCAUGGCUGUCGCCGAUCUCAUGGUCCUGAUCGUGAACAUCAUUUUCACUCAGAUCAAGGAUAUCCACUUCCCGGCUUCAUUCCUGGACUACACUCCAAUCUGCAGCUUUAUAUUCGUCCUGAGCGUUGACGCCAAUGACUGUUCUGUGUGGUUAACUGUUGUCUUCACUAUUGAUCGGUUUAUCGCAAUUUGUUGGCAGAAAGUGGGUGCUAAGUAUUGCACUAAGAAAACAGCGGCGAUGGUUAUAAUGCUGGUGUAUAUGUUUUCCUUUUCGCUGAAUAGUGGGUUUUAUUUUAUAUUUGAAGCCGCAGAAACAAUAGAUAACAUACAAUUGUUCUGUAUUAUAAAAUCCGCCUUUUAUACAUCGCCGGUUUGGAUGACUUACUACUGGCUUCGAACAAUAUUAACGCCAUUUAUUCCAUUUGUGCUGAUUUCGCUGCUCAACACGUUGACCAUCAGGCACAUCACCCGGGCCACGAGAGUCAGGAGAGAGCUCCUGGGGAGCGGAAAGGGCACGUGCCAGAGUGACCCAGAGACGGAGAACCGACGGAAAUCCAUCGUUUUAUUGCUCACCAUCUCGGGCAGUUUUAUCAUUUUGUGGGCUGUAAAUUUACUCUAUAAGAUUUCUGUCAUUUUAACAGAUGCGACGUUGAUCCACGGAGACGACACCGACCCUUUAACCAUCCUGGGUGAAACCGGAUUCAAGCUUCAGUCUUUGAGCUCGUGCACGAACACGGUGAUUUACGCAGUGGCGCAGAAUAAGUUCAGAGCUGAGAUGACGAUACUAAUUAAAUCCCCCUUUAUUCGGACGAAGACGCUAAUCAAUGUCUGUUUAAAGAACACUUGA